UCUUAAAAACCUAGGGCGUCUGUUUUCAUUUUUGUUGGACGCAAGGCGGUGCUAAAAUUAUUUCUCUUAGACAUAGUAUAGCAAGCUGAUGCCAUUUGUAAACGUGGUCCAAUUUCUGUUAGAUGAAAGUAUUAUAUAAUUUUACUGUUACUGUGAGUUUAGUUAGAUUUAUGCAUUCGACAACGACCCGGAAGUGAUUGUGAAUCCACGUGGGUCACCAGAGCGCAAUGUGUAUAUUGUAUAUUGUAUACAUUCCCAGCUAACGUUCAGGGGAUGUUUGGAUUUUUGGUUCCAGAAACGUUAUUAAAACAGAUCUUAUUUGGUUCUCCUUCGGUUUUGAUGAGAGUUUAUGGACAUAUAACAUACGGAAAUGUAAUGUAUUUCCACAUUGUGGUAGAGAGGACGUUUUGUUAACGUUCCCAUAACCUUUAACUAUGUUUGCAGUAACCAGUGAUGGUUCGGAGAACGUUUUCCAAACGUUCAGACAUGCUCACACUACUUCCCAAACUUCUUCGCCACAUAAAGCCUCAAUCGCUUCAACUCAUCAGGACUUCCUGUUCACAGAGGACUUUACCUAUUUUAACUCUCUUCACAAAGGAUCCAUGUCCCUUGUGUGAUGAAGCAAAAGAAAUGCUUGAACCAUAUAAACACAGGUUUAUAUUGCAGGAGGUGGACAUUACUCUUCCUGAGAACAGUGUGUGGUAUGACAGAUACAAGUACAACAUCCCAGUGUUUCAUCUGAAUGGACAGUUUUUGAUGAUGCAUCGUGUGAACACAGCAGUCCUGGAAAAGCGGCUGGCCAAAUCAGAGAAAGAACCAGUUUAAUUAUGCUCAAAUAUUACAAAAACCUGUAAUAUACUGCAAAGUUUUCAGUGAGAAGUAACUGUUUUGCCUCAUUUUUUGUGCUUGUUUGGUAGAGUUUCGUGGGGUUUUUUGGUCAUUAAAUAUAUCAUCAUGAUCAUUAUUAUUAUUAUUAUUAAAUAUAUUAUUAAAUAUGUAUGGAAAAUAAAUAUUGAGCUGUAGGUACUAGUGAAGGAUAUGGAAUACCACUACUGUAAUCAAAUAAUUGUUAUCUUAAUGGAUUAGGAACUUGACCCAGGAUUAACCAAGAUGUUGAUAUGGAAGUAACCAAAAGUGGACUUAGUGAUUUGUUACAAAUCUUUGGACUGCCAUUAUAUAAAAAGAUUUUUCAGACUACAAGACACAAAAUCUGCUGUUUCAGAAAAAGUACAAAUAAAUCAUUAAAAAAAAACAGAAUUAGUAAAUGGACAGAACAUACAGAGAGGUCCAAAAGUCUGAGAGCACUAGUGAAAAUGUUUCUAUUUUUCAUUCUUUUCUUAUUUAAUACAUUUAUUUAUUACAAAUUAUAUUAUCAACAACAACUUGAGUGAAAAAUGGAAUCUUUGAACUAUUUGCAUGAAUUUCAGUGCUUAGUAUGUGGUAUGUCCCCUUUUUGCUUUAAUGAUACGUUUUUGCACAUUUGUGCAAAACCUUAUGAUCCACUUUAGAUCAAAUCCAUCAGAUUGUCUUCUGAACACCUGUUUCAAUAGAAGAGAUUACGCAGGAGGAAAAUCUGACCUUUCAUAUAGAAAUAGUGCAGAGCCUUUAAUAUUAAAUAUUUGCGAUAUUAAACAUUUAUUUUCUUUACUUUAAACAUUUCAAAAUUCUAAAACCUUCUGUUUUACUUCAAAUUUUAAAUGAAAAAAAAAACAAACAGAUUUUUAAUGUGGUCUCAGACCUUUAGACCCCACUGUAUCUUUGAAAACUUUAGUCUGGUUUAAUUCAUCAUAUUUAUACAAGGUAUAUUAAACUUGAAAGAUUUUGAUAUUUGA
Ictalurus punctatus (channel catfish) is the source of this 1832-nucleotide messenger RNA. It is a transcript of the gene c16h5orf63, whose product is annotated as chromosome 16 C5orf63 homolog. Bases 454 to 825 code for a protein of 123 amino acids. The transcript is spliced from 4 exons. Lineage: Eukaryota; Metazoa; Chordata; Actinopteri; Siluriformes; Ictaluridae. The record is from RefSeq and is a predicted model, not a curated record.